This is a messenger RNA of Pristis pectinata (smalltooth sawfish), 2164 nucleotides long. Its product is annotated as lysophosphatidic acid receptor 6. The transcript is spliced from 2 exons. The record is from RefSeq and is a predicted model, not a curated record. Gene Ontology annotation, biological process: G protein-coupled receptor signaling pathway. Bases 229 to 1200 code for a protein of 323 amino acids. Lineage: Eukaryota; Metazoa; Chordata; Chondrichthyes; Rhinopristiformes; Pristidae. Gene Ontology annotation, cellular component: membrane. Gene Ontology annotation, molecular function: G protein-coupled receptor activity; oxysterol binding.
GAUACCACUAUUGAACUGCGCCAAAGAAAGUCACCUCCUCGGUGUAUUUGAGGCACAGCUCCCACGCACUGCACGGGAUCCCUGACUCAACUGUGGAAGUCUUGCAGAGCCAAGAAUCAAACCUGGAAAAGAACUGUCGGACAUACUUGGUCACCGGAGCAUUACCUUAUAAUAGCAGCUCUACCAAGCACAAACGGUGCCAGGGAUCAACUGAAGAAGGGCAAAAACAUGGACAACUUGGGAACACCUCCCUCAACCGGCAACUGUAGUUAUGAGGCUCAUUUCCAGUACCAUUUAUUUCCAGCAGUCUAUACCAUUGUGUUCAUUCUGGGCUUGACUGGAAAUGUCUCAGCCCUGUGCAUAUUUAUGAAGAAAACUAAGAAUGCCUCCCCAUCUUUCAUCUACAUUGCAAACCUGAUUGUCGUGGACAUCAUUUAUAUUUGCACCUUGCCCUUCAGGAUCCAUUACCACAUAAAAAAGAACAACUGGAUCUUUGGAGACAUAACCUGUCGGAUCACAGGGACCUUCUAUUUUGCCAACAUUUACCUCAGCGUUACUUUCCUCAGCCUGAUUUGCAUGGACCGUUAUAUUGCAGUGGUCCACCCUAGAAAAUACAUCAGGAUGAGAGGCACAAACUGCUCGCGGGUGACCUCAGCUCUGGUGUGGAUGUUGGCCUUUGCUAUCAUGCUUCCCUUAAUCUUUAGUGGCUCAUUGAACAACGUCCAAGCAAACAACACAACAGCUUGCUUCGAGAACUUUGACGCUGAUGCUUAUAGCAAAAAGAUGGCAGUGUAUCACAUUAUGGCAUUCCUCUUUGGUUUCUUACUUCCAUUUACAGUUAUUAUUAUAUUUUACCCCUUGGCAGCCAAGAAAAUAGCCCAGCUUAAAAGCAGUGUCCACAAGGAAAAGGCUUUGACAAUCAUCUGGGUCAUUAUGGUGAUCUCAAUUCUUUGCUUCGUCCCAUAUCACAUCACCCACUUACUCUAUUUCCUUGCUCGCUUGGACUUUAUUCAAAACUGUGCUUUCGGUAACUUCCUCUACAAGAUUCGGCGAGUUACCAUGGCCUUGGUCAGCCUCAACUGCUGCUUGGACCCUCUGAUAUAUUUCUUUGCAACCAACAAAUUCAAGCUAAACUAUGGAAGAAAAAGGGGAUCACUUCAGAAGGUUUACAGCAUUGCCUGCCGCCAAACUCAGAACUGAUACCAAUGGACAUGAGUGAAGACUGUGUGGCUUGGAGUCUCAGGAAAAGAUCAGCCUUGUUGAGUUUUGAAGUUGAUGCAUCUGUUUCUGCAUUCCUGUUACAGCGUGCACGUUACCCAGAAACCACAGGACUGGCACUCAGUGGAAAGGCACCCAGUCCAAUUCUUUAAAUCUUUCUGGUCACUGUGGUUGAAUUAGUCAGAACUUGGUUUCUGUUGCAGCAUCUUUUGGCUGCACUCUGGUAUUCCAGCUAAGAUGCAUGAAGAAAAGCUGUAAUAAACUAAUUACUUACAGUAUGAAAUUUAAUUUCUUCGUUAGGUCAUCACAGGUUAAUCACAUUUGUUAAUUCUUUACACAUUUUAAAAUAGAUUUUUAAGUUGCUAAUAUUCAUUAAAACUAAAUACCAAAACAGAUACAGCUGAGGGGAUGAUAGAUAAAGGAAAACUGUUUACUCUGGUAGGGACGUGCAGAACAAGAAGGAUUAGCUUUAAAAUGAAGGCUGAGUCAUUUGAGGUGAUAAUAGGAAACAAUUCUUCAAACAGAGGGACAGGGAAGAUCUGGAACCUGUUCUCCUCAAAAGCUAGUGAAUCUAGGAGACGACUGGAAAUUUCAGAACUGAGAUGGUCGAAUUUUGUUAGGAAUGGGAAUGGGGAUUACAGGCAGUAUUGUUAGGAAUGAGGGUUACAGAAUCAAGAACUGGUAGAUUAUAGAUUUUGGUACCAUCAGAUACAGACACGCCAUGAGCUGAUUGGACGGCCUCCUGCUCCUGAUAGAAAACAUCAAUCAGUGACGUUUCAAAGAGGAAAAUACUGAAAUGAUGACAAAGAAUAUAUCUAGUGGAAAUAAACUGGGGAGAAAAGGAACCAUUUCUUUCCUAAACCAAAGCUAAAUAUUGUGACUAUUGAUAACAUGAAAUAAAAACAAAGUGCUAGAAAUAUUGAGCAGAGAGAGUGCCACAGGCAUU